AUGAGCCACCGCAAGCGACCGCGUGCACGCAAGAUAACAAUCGACAACGUGCAAGAGCGCUUCUGCUAUCUCCAGCGCUAUCAGGUGCUAGUCUGCAAGGAGCACGCUACAGGCAUACAGAACGUUGAUGUGCACCUGCGCGACCAGCACGGCGUAGCAAGCGAAGAGAGGAAAUCCGUCGUAGAGCACUGCCGGCAAUGGCAGAUCGCCGCACCGCAAGAUGUUGAGCUGCCUGCGCCGUUGGGGCCGCCGAUUGAGCAGCUAGGCGAGCCGUUGGACAGCAGUAAAGACGUUGCACUCUGCGAGAAGGUUAAGGCGCAAACGUUCUUCCAAACCGGCGGGCUCCAGCGAUACUUUGUCGUCAAGGUAGCAGACAACAGUCGCGCACCGUCCAACCCGCACGAGACCACAGACGUCGUUAGGGGGCGGUUGGCAGAAUGGAAGCUAACAAAAUAUGCACACGAAGAGAAGGCGCAGGUUAUGGACGCUGACGUCGCAAAAACAGAUAAAACUGGCUGGUUCAAGCGGACAGGCUGGCUGGAGCACUUUGCCGACCGCAAUCUGAUGCAUCUUGCGCAUCAGACCCGGCUGCCCGAUCGAGGCGAGGAGAAGCUGCUGCGGGCAGCGAAGCUAACUGAGCUGCUGGUGGAGAGAAGCGUCAAGGGGCUGUCGACACUUGCGCGAGAGACGAGGCGGUGGCUGAGGAGCGCGAAGCGGCAGGAGAUCGAUCAGCGGCCCAUAGCUCGAUUGCAGAACCCGGAGAGUCAGGCUCGCUACGCUGGCUAUAUAGUUAAAUUCGUCUGCUACGCUCUGCGCUUCGUAGCUGACGCAGAGGCAAGGAUAGCGGCGCAAGAAGGCGGCGAUGAAUGCAGCGACGAAGAUGAUGAUGAUGAUAAUGAUAAGGGCGACGAGGAUGGCUUGGAAGAAGAGGAAGAGGAAGAGGAAGAGAACGACGAUGACUUUUCUGAUGCUGACAGCAGCCGACCGGCGAACGUUCCGAGCAGCGGCCAAAGAGAGAAGGACUUGAUGAAAGACGCGCGAGAGCUGUUCCGCUGGACAGUUGAGCAGAAGGAGCUUGUAGUAACACUGUGGGAGGUACUGGAUCGCGAUGCUGACGCUGAUGACGAAGCGCAGCGCAGCGCUCAGCGCGACGCUCAGCUCGAAGUGCUGCUAAACUUGCUCACAUCAUUCUUCUUCACGACAACGGGCGAUAAGCCGUUUAGCAGCGGGCUCAUUCACUUUCUUGCUGUGCUAGGCAUUGAUAGCGACACGAACCGCUUGCGCACGGCGAAGAACUACUCGUACAUGCUAGCAGGAGUAGUCUACUGCAUGCGCGUGCUUAGCGUGGAGAAGUUGCUCCCGUCCGCGUGCCGCGAUGAGCAGACCGACGAGGACCGUGAGCGCUUCCUGGAGCACAGAGAGAAGUAUCUGUCGGACGGCUCGUACAGCCCAAUGAGCGAGGCGCUCAGCUUGCUGGCUUACGGCAAGUACGUCGCGCUGGCGGCCGGCAAUUCAGGCAAUGCGUACUGGUCAAAGGACAAGAAGAUCUUCUACUUGCACGGCCGGCGGAUCUACAUCAGCCGCUUCUGCAAGAUGGCGCAGGACAUGGUUUCUGAAGCAGAGCAGAUGCUGUGGGAGGAACUGUUCUGGGUGACGAGGGCGGAAGAGCGGUUUGCCGUCAAGCUAGACAUUCUUGUCGACGACGUUACGUUUGAACGGCGGGGCGUGUCUUUUGUGCAGCACCGUGAUAACGGUCUUAAGGACAAGCUAGAGUGGAUGCUGACGCAGGCUGAGCAGACUGAGCAGGGCCACAGACUGCAGUCGAGCGAAGGGCAGUGGAACGUGAAGCAGGUCAAGCGAUACUUGCGUUGCGUGGACCGCUUCCUGAUGCUGCUGAUGGUCUGCGUGCACAUGACGUCCGGACAGCCGGGUAGAGGGUCGGAGAUCACGACGAUGCGGCACCGCAAUAGGCUGCUGCAAGACCGCAACAUCUUCGUUAUGGACGGGCAGGUGAUGACGGUUGUCCGCUAUCAUAAGUCGCAGUCGCAGUGGGAUAAGCCAAAGGUAGUGCCGCGCUUCUUGCCGCCGCGGCUGGGGCAAGUGAUGGUGCUGUACCUGGCGUACUUGCAGCCGUUCCGUGAGUAUCUUACCGUGCAGGUGCUCGGCGGCAGCUUCAGCGACUACGUAUGGGCGGACGAGCAGGGCCCGUGGGGGACCGAUCGACUGACGCGAGCGCUGAGGCGAGAGACCGGCAAGAGGCUAGGCGUGCCGCUGCACACGCUCGACUACCGGCACGCGGCUGUCGGCAUCGGUCGAGUUGUCGUAGGCGAGCGAUUUAGCAAGGGUUAUCAAGACGAGCUUGGCGAGGUGGACGAGGCUGAGGUAGACGAGGAUGGGGAGGACGUGAUGGAGCUGCAGAACGCAAGGACGACGGUGAUUGGAGUAGGCAACUACAGCGUGCCGAUGGAUAUUGUCAAGCAUCUCAGCGUGCGCUCGAUCGAAGCGUUCCGGCCGCUCAGCGCAAUGUGGCACCGCUUCUUAGGGCUGGAUGGGAAGCAGGCAGCGCCGCAGGAGACUUGGACGGGCAACAUCGAUGUGAUUAGGAGGGCGAGGAAACGGGGGCGCAGUGGUGUCGACAGCGAUGGCAAUAACGGGGAUGAGGACGGUCAGGGCAGGGAAGCCGCGUUGCUGCAUAGAGGCAAGAAAGAGAAGGCGGUCUGCAAGGCAAUGCAGCAGGUGCUCAGUCAGCAGGACGUUGGGUUUCGAUCCGCAGAGCAGGAGCUGGCGCUGCACGCAGUGAUCGAUGGGCAGACGCCGCUUGUCGUUGUUCUGCCGACUGGUGGAGGCAAGAGCUUGCUGUUUAGCGUGCCGGCUUGCAUGGACGACGCUGGGGUGGCGGUGGUGGUGGUGCCGUACCGAGCGCUCAUUGAGGAUGUAGUAGACCGGAUGCAGAAGUGCGGCAUCGACUGCAUGGAGUGGAAGCACGGCGAGAGCAGCCCGGCGGCUGUUGUCGUAGUCAGCGCAGACGCCGCAGGGGACACUACAAGCAACGGCAACUUCUUAGGGUACGCAAACAUGCUUAGCGGCAAGGGCUUGUUGCGGCGAGUAGUGGUGGACGAGUGUCAUCUAGUCAUCACAUCGAGCGACUGGCGGCCGAAGCUGGCACUGUUAAAGAAUCUGCGGCUGCUGCCGUGUCCGAUUGUGCUGCUCACAGCAACGCUCCCGCCGGUGAGAGAGGGCGAGCUGGCAACAAGCAUGCUGCUUCCGUGCGCAACAUACAUCCGGGCGAGCACAGUCCGGCCGAACACGCAGUACUACGUGUCGUGGUGCGAGCGUGGCAAGGCACAGGAGACGGCGCUAGCAAUGUGUCGAAGACAGCAGCAGCUACUGCUCCACAGAGGAGAGAAGGGCGUGGUGUACUGUCGCAGCAAGCAGCAGUGCGAAGAGCUGGCCGAGGCGCUCGGGUGCGCGUGCUAUCACGCUGGCGACAUGGAGCGAGCGGAGCGAUUGAAGCAGUGGCUGCUAGACGGAGGGCUGAUCGUGGCUACGUCGGCGCUGGGCACAGGGGUCGACUUCCCGGGGAUUGUGUACAUACUGCAC
Messenger RNA from Alternaria postmessia, 3600 nucleotides. RefSeq lists its product as uncharacterized. The record is from RefSeq and is a predicted model, not a curated record. Gene Ontology annotation, molecular function: 3'-5' DNA helicase activity; four-way junction helicase activity; nucleic acid binding. The annotation marks the transcript as partial. Gene Ontology annotation, biological process: double-strand break repair via homologous recombination. NCBI's taxonomy places the organism in Eukaryota, Fungi, Ascomycota, Dothideomycetes, Pleosporales, Pleosporaceae. Gene Ontology annotation, cellular component: chromosome; cytoplasm. The transcript is spliced from 3 exons.